Molecule: messenger RNA, 1062 nt
Organism: Hydractinia symbiolongicarpus
Lineage: Eukaryota; Metazoa; Cnidaria; Hydrozoa; Anthoathecata; Hydractiniidae
Exons: 2
Coding region: 293-940 (215 amino acids)
Source: RefSeq, a predicted model, not a curated record
UUUGUUUACCAAUUUUUAGGGCCAAGAUAAUUUAACAAUAAUAACAAUAAUAAUUUAACAAGCCAUUUUUUUAAAGAGUAUUGCAUUGAUUUUUUAUUAUUAGCCUUGCACACGAGAAGGUUCGUGUUUGGCUUACAGAAGAUCAAUAAAUGAUAAGGGGUUAUCUAAAAUUUAGUACUUGUAAACAUAAAUCUGCCAUUGAACUUUAUUUUUUACCGUUUUUGUCGAACUCACAUCACUUUUUAAUACGAUUUUUAGUUUUUGUAGCGGAAAAAUAAUAGGCCUGGGUCAAAUGAGAUCGAACGUCAGUUCAAAUUCGAAUAAAAAACAACAACAUUUUUUGAGGCAAAUGGCCACGUUCCAAGUGAGUAAGCCGGUAAAUCAAGAUGGACUUCUCCUUCCUGCUUACUUUCGUCAACUGUUUGGUUGUACAUGGGACAUAUUUUACGGACUACUUGUGAUAACUUCGAUAAUUCUCGCAAAUUGGUGUGCCGUGGAUCAAAAUUAUUAUUUACUUUUGCUAACCAUGUACAUUGAUUUCUGCAUAAUUUGCGAUAUUUGUAUGAGCAUGUUUAUUCGCUUCUUCCAAACUGUACAGGUUGUAGCAGUCAAUCGAAAUAUCGAAGCCGUUUUUAUUGCCUGCAGAAAUAUAUUUGGAUUGUGGCUCGACUUUACUUCGUGUAUUCCAUAUAUUUCUCUGAUGUUGACGACAACGCGUUUGUUUUGUAUAAACGCGUAUACCACCGUUUGCCUUUUGCGAAUGGGUCGUCUAUUUACGCCAAGGAGAAUGUCACUUGAUCAGGAUAUGCAAGGAAAAGUCUUUACUGAAAUCCGCAAGAAGAUGAACCAAGAGCGCAAUAUGCAAAUGUCAUUGAGGGAAUUCGAAAAUCAAUGGAAUCUCGCCGUAAAAAGUGGUUCAAAAAAACGAAAAACUUCGUAAUAACACUUUUUAGCUAAUAUAUGUACACGGAGUUGGUGUUGAUUUGUGUUAUACAAUGUUUUUUUUGUAACAUAUCUUUUGUGUUUUGAACUAGUUUAGUGAAAUUUUUAAUUUUAUUGUCA